Cryptotermes secundus is the source of this 2404-nucleotide messenger RNA. RefSeq names its product U4/U6 small nuclear ribonucleoprotein Prp31 (gene Prp31). Gene Ontology annotation, biological process: mRNA splicing, via spliceosome; spliceosomal tri-snRNP complex assembly. Lineage: Eukaryota; Metazoa; Arthropoda; Insecta; Blattodea; Kalotermitidae. The record is from RefSeq and is a predicted model, not a curated record. Bases 449 to 1933 code for a protein of 494 amino acids. Gene Ontology annotation, cellular component: U4 snRNP; precatalytic spliceosome; U4/U6 x U5 tri-snRNP complex. The transcript is spliced from 3 exons.
AUCGAACAAAAUGUUGCUUGCGCUAGGCUGGACAAAAUAAUCUUUACGGAAUGCAUUAUGUUGGGUAUACAAAACAAGUCAAAGUCACAUUGCGACUGACGGUUCGUUACGAGGGUAAAGAGCAUAGAACACGUGAAACCGAACUCUUAAAGACGGUGUUAGUUGGUAGCGCUGUGGAUUGCAUUAAUGGUGGUUCUGCUGUUGAAUUGGUGUUUGAAAUUAUCAGUUCGUUUAGUGAACAUUUUAUUUUUCGCGGCUAUAGUAGAAGCACAAUAGACCACUGUAGGUCGCGGUGCAAGGGCCGAGGAGGCGUACCCCUCAUAAAUUCAAAUGCGUAGUAACGCUUAUUUGAUACCGACAAAAUAGCGAGUAAUAAUAACAGUAUCGUACCAUCUAUAAAAUUGGUGUCAGAAUAGGUUAGGGUUCUUCAUUCGGAAACAACUAUAAAAUGUCGUUGGCAGAUGAAUUAUUGGCGGAUCUGGAAGAACAAGAUCAGGAUGAUAUCAAAGAGCAGUAUGUGGAGAGUGCAGUGGUACUGGACAUUAAUCCAAAUCCCACAGUUGUGCCAAUGGAAGAAGACAUCAAAAUUACUUCAAUACGUGAAAUUGCAAAGCUUAGAGAUUCAGAACGAUUACAGAAUAUAAUGGAUCAAAUUGAUGAUUAUAGUACGAAGCCUCACAAAGCGGAAGACAUAGUUGGACCAGUUGAGGCAGAUCCAGAAUAUCAGUUGAUUGUAGAGGCGAACAAUGUCGCAGUGGACAUUGACAACGAAAUAACUGUAAUUCAUAGAUUUACUCGUGACAAGUACUCGAAGCGUUUUCCAGAACUGGAAUCUUUGGUUGUUGGACCACUGGAGUAUGUCAUGACAGUCAAAGAACUUGGCAAUGAUUUGGAUAAGGCAAAGAAUAAUGAAGCCUUGCAGCAAAUUUUAACACAAGCCACAAUUAUGGUUGUCUCAGUUACUGCAUCGACAACACAGGGGCAGUUGCUUACUGACCAGGAGAAAGAAGACAUAUAUGAAGCUUGUGAUAUGGCUAUUGAAAUGAACAAUUUUAAGCAGAAGAUAUAUGAUUAUGUGGAGAGCAGAAUGGCUUUCAUUGCACCUAAUCUGUCAAUUAUUGUAGGUGCAUCCACUGCAGCCAAAAUAAUGGGUGUUGCUGGAGGAUUAACAAAACUAUCCAAAAUGCCAGCAUGUAAUGUCAUGGUGCUUGGAGCACAAAAGAAAACAUUGUCUGGUUUCUCCCAGGUCACCAUGUUGCCUCACACUGGCUUCAUCUACUAUUCUGAUAUCGUCCAGGACACACCCCCCGAUCUGCGACGCAAGGCAGCUCGAUUAGUUGCAGCCAAGAGCACACUGGCAGCUCGUGUUGAUGCAUGCCAUGAGAGCUCUGAUGGUCAUGUUGGACAGAUGCUUCGAGAAGAGAUAGAGAAGAAGCUAGACAAACUGACUGAACCCCCUCCAGUUAAAUUUGUAAAACCACUGCCAAAACCAAUAGAUGCAGGGAGGAAGAAGCGUGGAGGGAAGCGUGUUAGGAAAAUGAAGGAGCGUUAUGCCAUGACAGAAUUUCGUAAGCAGGCAAACAGGCUGAACUUUGCAGAUAUAGAGGAUGAUGCAUACCAGGAGGAUUUGGGAUACACUAGAGGAACUAUUGGCAAGACUGGAACAGGUCGAAUACGAUUGCCACAAAUUGAUGAGAAGACCAAGGUUCGCAUCUCAAAAACUCUUCAGAAGAAUCUGCAGAAACAGCAGCAAGUUUGGGGUGGCAGUACGACAGUGAAGAAACAAGUUUCUGGAACGGCAUCUAGUGUGGCAUUCACACCUCUGCAAGGAUUGGAGAUUGUCAACCCACAAGCUGCUGAAAAGAAAGUGAAUGAAGCCAAUGCCAAAUACUUUUCAAACACAUCAGGUUUCCUCAAAUUGCAGAAAACAUAAUGAGAGGACAGUGCUGAAGAUCUUGACUUUGUAAAUAAUUUCCUAGAAUUAAAAUGUGCUGCAGUUAAUAGUUAGAAAAUAUAACAUUUCCUUUAUAGAACUUGAGUUUCUCACAGAAGUGAAUAUUAAUAUUAUAGUCUGCUGGAUUGUGAUGCUGUAUAGCCUGGUAGAUGGGUAUCACCAUUUCAGAGAAUAUGCCAGCUCCAUCUUCAGGUCUGCCCUUCUGCGCUGUCAUGUAUCUACCAAACUGCAUGGCCUCACAUCCCACAAGCAUUUUAUUAUCCGCAUUUGAUUGGAUAAGUGCACGUUGACUGUACUGUAGGAUACCACUUUCUGAAUGAAAUUGAUCAGAUUCUUAAUAAAGUUCCUGUUUAUCCAUACAAGUCAUGUAAGAAUGAUACAAAUAUAUGUUUCGAAUUAUGCAGUCUUAAUAAAUGUAUAUAUUUGAACACAGAUCAUUUCAAAUAAUUC